AUGGCCCGCCGUUCCCUGCUUUUUGUCAUCUUUCUGGGCCUUUUGGUGACCUUGUCUCAAGCUAAUAUUCUAGGCGACGCUCACCUUUUGAAAAGAUAUCCCCAGGUGUAUGGUGUGUCACCAGUUUCUACUCAUUCUGCCAACGAUGUUCUUCCAGGUCAUGGCAAUGCCACCAGAACUUCGAUUCGCAGUCUCCUCCCAGCCUCUACACUUCGAAUGAUCGAUGGCACUUCGUUUAGCUCAACUUCUCUGUUCGAGAGUACUAGCCUCGAGACAGAAACCAAGACCAAUGCUUAUAUUGAUCAUGGCACUUCCGAAGUUCUCAGCCAAACAACCGAGAGUAUCUCGGACCCCGUCUCUGAUGACCAGGGCAUUUCUGCCACUUCCAUUGAGCUCGACUGGACGGGAUUACUUCCCGUCACUCCUUCCACCGGGGAACCGUUCUUCAAAACGACGCGUCUGUCAACUGGGCAAGUCCCAGCUACCACGGACCCUAUCACUGGCGUCACGCCAGAACCUAACACAUCCUACAAUGCUGGUAGUAGCAGGGCCACUGAACCAACUACUACAGACAUCUCCCUUCUAAUAACUUCAUUUACUAAUUCGGACACUUCUGUCGCGCUUCCGGAAAAUUCUAAAACUUCCAGAAGUGGAGUUGAGUCCAAAGAGCUCGGUACCGCUGACAAGACGACAAUGUUUCCAAGCGAAACUUCGCAGGCUUUCCAGGACUCAACAAGCCUAUCAUUCACAACACUACCAGACCAAACAAGUGGUACAUGGGACUCAACAACUACUACGAUUCAAUCCGAUGAUGAACUGGAUAGUACAGGCCCAUCCUCUGAAUCCCUGAUUGUAUCUGAUGGAGCUUCUCGGACCCUUGGAAGUUCGCAGCCAACCAUGGAAUCUGGCACGAACGUAUUGGAAAAUACAAUGACUCUGACAGACACGGCAAAAGGCCCUCCGCCCUCGACUACACUUGAUAAAACCGAGCCAGUCACAAAUUCCAACACCAAGUCCUUAACUAGUGAAAAGGCGUCAGAAGCCACCAACCUACCCACAGCGACAAGUAGCGUAGUCUCCUCAACUAUGACAAAGGGAGAUGGUAUUGUCACAGGGAUGGAUGGUACGGUGGCAACAUAUGUUCCUGAGCAGAAUAAAGACUACAUCUCAUCCACUGGCACGACUACCACUACAGAUGACAAUGGAGCCGCCAUUGUUAUCUUUCCAUUCGGCUGGUUUUGGAAGCUUCACGGUGGUAGUGGAGGUGGUGCCGUAGCAAAGCCUCCUGCGCCGACUGCCAACCCUGUACCGGGAAAUGAACCUGGGGACAAGAACGAAGACGACGGUGAUGACGACGACGCCUCAACUAAGGAAGACGACAUGCCUACGGUCCAAUCUACGGUACUUUCAACCACUCCAGAGCCAACCUCAGCCACCACCAGCACCUACGAGCAAACAACUUCAGAGGAAUGUACAGCUGCAACACAGCCAGACUGCACAAAGACCAUCUCAUACAUGACUUCGGACGGAACCCAAAUCAUGACCGAAUCUGGUAAUUGUCCAACAAUCGUCAGCUGCGCUACGAAGACUCAGGCCACGGAAACCGUGACUUUGACAUCGGAGUUUAUCUGGGCUGGCGUUCCCAACACCAAUCCCAUAGUCGCAGCUCUGGAAGCACAAUGGGCAGAGAUCUUUGGUGACGAUGAUGGUUGGAAUGAUACUGAGACGUCCACUGUUUCUGGUUCUACAACGGUGGACGAGUCAACCAUGACUGGUCCGACCGAUACAGAAGCAGUCUCUACCGUCACCUCCGAAUCUUCUACGACUGCACACAAUAGCAGUUUGACUUCGAAUACAGAAACAACUGUUUCUUUCACAACAGCCUCCGAUACAUACUCAGUCACCACAGCCCCCAGCACGUUGAUCACCAAGACCAGAGGUACUGGUGAUACUACUGACAUGCCAGCAUCUACCGAUGAAGAAGCGACUCGCGCCUACUACCCAUGCAUCAUCCAUGGCGGCCCUGCAGUUGAGACGCCAUAUUGUCAAUGCUCAACUACAGUUAGCGGUGAGGGAUACUACGCAACGACUACCUUGGUUGACGACCAGUGUGUCGCAUACACAGAGUUUCCAUCGCAAAUCACUGCGGCACCUGAGACUGGUCCCAUUACGGAUGAGCCUAUUCGGCAACCCAUCACGACCACUACAGAUGGUACGGUCUUGGUCUGGUCAGCUUAUGUGCUCGAUUAUAUCAACAUCCCAGGCAUCACAAAGAUCACCCAGUCAGUCGGCGUAGGUGAACCUUCAACAGUGUCUACUCCACUGCCGAGUCAGACUGCUGUUGAUAACGAUGGUGGUGGACAAUGCGGUACCAGCGAUGGUCUAUCUAAGAAGGGGCUUCGUGAGGCUUGCGACAGAGCGAUCGAUAAGUAUGAGGAUGACACUAUACAUAGCGACUAUACUUCUCGCUACAGCCGUUCGACCAAAGGUAUCCUUGUAGCGGCAUCCGUUGGCCAAGCUGCAUGCAUUGCCAAAUUUCAGUGCGACGAUUACGGUAUUGGCAUGAAAGGUUCUGACAUCAAAGAAGCUCGUGAGAGUGCUAAGGCGAAUGACGGUGUUGAUAUCUGUGGACAUGUACGCCUUUCCAACUCAUGUACUAUCAUUAUGGACUACUGUACCAACUGCAAAACUCGAGGCUAG
Fusarium proliferatum ET1 is the source of this 2700-nucleotide messenger RNA. RefSeq lists its product as uncharacterized. Lineage: Eukaryota; Fungi; Ascomycota; Sordariomycetes; Hypocreales; Nectriaceae. Bases 1 to 2700 code for a protein of 899 amino acids. The record is from RefSeq and is a predicted model, not a curated record. The transcript has 4 exons.